Messenger RNA from Phycomyces blakesleeanus NRRL 1555(-), 1086 nucleotides. RefSeq lists its product as hypothetical. The annotation marks the transcript as partial. Gene Ontology annotation, cellular component: cytoplasm; centrosome. The transcript is spliced from 5 exons. NCBI's taxonomy places the organism in Eukaryota, Fungi, Mucoromycota, Mucoromycetes, Mucorales, Phycomycetaceae. The record is from RefSeq and is a predicted model, not a curated record. Gene Ontology annotation, biological process: cytoskeleton-dependent intracellular transport; cytoplasmic microtubule organization. Gene Ontology annotation, molecular function: microtubule binding; dynein light intermediate chain binding.
AUCACUCGGUACUUUGAAGAAAUCCUUGGUCAAGACCCAGAAUUGCUUCCGACCGUAAACGUAUCUGCUAUUGCAAAAGAUGCCGACCAACACGAGAUAUUAUUGGUCUGCCAAAUGAUUAUCGCAAUUGCAGUCCAAUCAGACAAUAACCGGAUCUACAUUGACAUGAUCCAGAGUCUGACCCAAAAGAGUCAACACUGUCUGAUGGUUUCGAUUGAGCAAGUCAUGAGUCAUUUUAAUAAUGACUAUGAACCUUCACCAAUGAACAGCAACAACAAUAGACUUUCUCAGGUGUCAUCUAUUUCGAAUACAAAGAGCUUGAUCGACAUUGAUAUGCCUUAUCGGUACCAGCUUGAAUUUGAAAAGAUAUUGGAUGAAAAGAAACAAUACGAGACAUCUCAUACUCAACUCUUGACUGAAUAUGAAAACGAUGUAAUUGGUGAAAAAGAGGAUUUAAAGACUAGGUUACGCGACAUGGAUGAGGCGAUUACACAAGCCAAUAGUACAGGAAAAGCUGACUUUGUUAUGAGAACAGAAAUCGAUCACCUGAAGCAAGAUUUGGAGAGGAGUGAAGACAAACGCCAUGAGACAGAGACCUUGUUGGAAAGCCAUAUGUCUGCUAUUCAUGAAUUAAAGAAAAAAGUCGAUGAACUGACAGUCCAAGCAGAAGAGGCAUCAGGAUUGAGAGAACAGCUGGAAGAGUAUCGUCACACUACAGAACGCAUGCAGAAGUUGGAAAAUACACUUGAAAAAUACAAGCGGAAAGUGGAAGAGACUUCAGAGCUGAAACGACAGAUCAAAGCACUUGAAGAUCAAAAUACUAGUCUAUUGGAACGUAGUCAUCAAGUAGAAGAUGAGUACAGGAAAGUACUGGCUUUCAAAACCUUGAUGGAUUCGUACAAAGAACAAGUCCAGCAUCUCGAGCUAGGUAACCGAGAAAUCCUCAAAGAAAGAGACCGGCUAGACGCAGAAUUACGUGGUAUGGCAGAAACCUGUGCCUAUCUUGAGAGCGACCGUGAUCGCAAUGCAGAACAGGUCCAGAUGUUGGAAGAGCACAUCAAAGAGUAUGAAUUGGGUGUCGGUAAG